UUUACCAUUGAAGGGUUGAUCUCGCUUUGGUCUCAGGUCAAAAAAACGAAAGAAGAUAAUGAAACAGUUCUUAAGGCAAUGAAACUAGUGAAAAGAUAUGAAGACGACAUUGACAAGUUGAUUCAGGAUCCAGAGCGCAGGCAGCAACUAUUGGAGGGUUUGACGAUAUUGAUGACCAAGAUUCAGAAAACAGAGAGUUCUCAAGCUACUUAUGAGCCAGAUACCAAAAGUUAUAAACAGUGUCAUGAGUUCAAGGAUGAGUCGCCUUCGCUUAGGAGGAACAUGGUGGAUGAUGCUUCCUCCAACAACUGUUUUAGAAUGGCCACUACUGCUGUGUGCUGUGGCGUGUGCAGGAUGAACUACAAUGUGCAGAACCGACGGCCAACCCUCUUGCCUGCGUGUGGACACACAUUUUGCAAAUCUUGCAUCAGUGAGAUUAGCCGCCGUGAGCGUUUUCGUUGCCCUGUUUGUCGUUGUUACCAAGACAUGGACACACAGAAUUUUCCAGACAACAUAAGUAUACUUCAGUUAGUGCAGGAGGAAAAUUUCAACAAGUGCGAAGAAGAGAAUAGUGACUCUGUGACCAGCUCAUUAAUGAUGUCCUAUGAAGAGCAAAUUCUUUAUGCUAUCCGCCUGUCAUAUAAGGAGAUGUUACACCAGAGGGAUAUAGAAUUAGCUAGAUCUCUCUCUCAACAGCAACAACAGCAGCAAGAAGAGGAAGAACGGAGUUUGGAGCUGGCAAGAAAUCUCCAAAGCAGAGAAAUUGAGUUGGCAGAAAGACGUUUGACAGACCAUGAUCUAUCAUGGCACCAGAUUCUUCAGAAAGAAUCUGCACCACUCUUUAAAAGUCACAAUACAAAAUGUGUAGUAUCAGAGGCAGCAGGUGAUGACUUCAUAGCUCAUAGAGAGGACAGUUACUUUGGUGCUCAGAUGCCUGAGGACCAGACACUAAGUAUGGACACUCCAUACUCACAUGAUGAAAGUGAUUGCUAUAAUAAGAAAACAUCUAGUUUCACAGAUGAGGCUUCUCCCAGCAUUAACUCUCAACAGCAGCAGGAAGAAGAAAGACUAAGUCUGGAGUUGGCAAAAGUUCUCCAAGAGAGAGAAAUUGAGUGGGCCAGAUCUUUCAUAGAUAAAGAAAAAUCAUGUUGUUGGCCUCAUCAGGAAGACGACUCUAAACUACUUUUUAACAGCCAAGGUAGAAAAUGUAGCGUGGAAUCAGAGAUAACAGGUGAUAACUGCGCAGCUCCAUAUUCUUGUAAAUAUGAAGACAGACACUUCAGCACACAGAAGUUGGAGGAAGAUACACCGUGCAUGAAGGCUUCAUCCACAGGUGAUGAAAGAUGUUACAUUGGUGAGAAAGUGACCAGUUUCACAGAUGAGACCAUUCAUAGCAUUGAGCCCAAUUUAAUAGUAUCAGGCAAUGAACAAAUGAAGAAUGAAACCAUAGGUUGGAAGUACUCUCAGGAUGAACAGAAAACUCCAUUCAGGUCAAGAACUGGUGGAAGUGAAGAUGCUUGUAUGCAAAAGCAAGAAUUCGAGAGUUGUAAAGAAAAAAGAAAUUCACACCAUUGGAAAAAAUUGAAAGAACAAGAGGAUCUGGAAUUAGCCUUCGCUCUCUCUCUGUCGCUCCAGGAUCAUAACGGAAAAGAAAAUGGCCACACAUCUGAAGAAAGCGAGUCAUGAAGGCACAAUCCACAUAAUUGGAAGAUAUGCGCUUGUUUUAAAAGUAGCUGAAGCAUCUUAUAAAGGAAAUAAGGAGAAGAGGGAAGAAAGAAGCCUGUCCAGAUUCCUUAGUCAGACACCCCUAUAGUAGUUGAGUUGCUAAAAGCUUAUCAUUGCUAACCUUACUUCACACUUCGGUUGUUGAGAGAUUCACCUAGGAUGAAUUACGAAGCACUAUAAGCAAAGGUGUAAAUUAACCAAACCACAGAAUGGGUGGGGUUUGAACCCAAGGCAAGUAAGCCCUAAAACUCCAGGCCAUGAUUUGUUUGCAGUUGUGUUAUGAUUUCGUGAGUCAUGAAGGUGUAAGAAAAUUUUUAAUUUUUUAAAUAAAAUAUGGUACGUACUCUAAUAAGGAUGAUGAAUUCAGUAUCAGAUUUAAAUACGCUAAUGAAUAAUAAACAUUUUAAGUACAAUUUUUUUCCAUACCAAGUUACAAUAUUGAAUUUCACUACAUCUAUGACAACACGUAGCCUAGUGCAACACUGCAAUGAGGAAUUUGCCUCUGGGAAAUUUCCAGUUUAUGAAUUAUUAUAUUUAUGAGAUUGCAUUAGAAGUAGGGAUGUGCUGAAGUAUUUGUAUCAGCCAUUUUUAUGGUAUCGGUUAAAAAAGAACUGAUGCUUUCUAAACUAUUAAUAUUACACGUGUGCCUAAAAAUAGUAUCAACAUUAACACUCUACCUCACGACUAUGAGAGUUACACACACGGGAGCUAUCACUCGACCCUUGCAAUCACAAACAGGUGAGUGCAGUUACACACAAACAUGGGGCCAGGAGCUGUGACUCGACCCCUGCAACCACAUAAAUGAGUAUACACAGACACAUGUACACACACUAUCAACAAGUGCCUUUGAUAACCUGUAACUAACACAACAGGCCAAGUAAUGAGUUAACCCUUAAAUGGUCCAAACGUAUAUAUACGUUUUUCCAACAUUUGAAAGUAUGUAAAAAAAAUGUAGAUCUUCCUUCUUGUUUUACAUUUAAAAAUGUGUAAAAAAAACUUUUAUCUACUUUUUUUUUUUUUGUUAUUUUUGAAAAUAUGUUAUUUAAAUAUGUUAUUUAGCACCCAUUGUGCAAUAAGCAUUCCCUUAUAUUUUAAAAUUAAAAAAAUCUAGGUAAAGUGUAGGUAUCAUCCAGAAACUGGGUAUCAGUAUUGGUAUCAGCUGAAAAUUGGUAUAAGUAUUGGUAUCGGCAAAAAUUUUGGUAUCCUAUUCCUAAUUAGAAGUCUAAUUAGCAAGUAAAAGAUCAUGAUUUGUAUGGUGUUUCUCUUUUUCCCUGGUAGCUUUCAGAUAUUGUUACAUUUUUGUGCAUGGUAUUUAACACUUUCACUGGUGGCUAACACUCUCGCUUCACACGGCGAGGGUCUGGGUUCGAUUCCCAGCCAGAGUAGAAACAUUGGGCGUGUUUCUUUCCACCUGUUGUCUAUGUUCCCCAUCAGUAAAAUGGGUACCUGGGUGUUAGUCGACUGGUGUGGGUCGCAUCCUGGGACACUGACCUAAUUUGCCCGAAAUGCUGAGCAUAACAAGGGGAUUUCUAUGCAGUAGUAUGUCAUUGUUGUCAGCUAGGCCUGUAUACCAUGUACAUGUACUUGUAGUAAAUAAAGAUAUUAUUUAUAUUUAUUUAUUUAUUUACUGUCAGUCAUGUAAAUCUACGUUAUUGAUACCAAGGUCUGUCAUGUAUAUCUACAUUUAUGAAUAACCUGAGUAUACUUGCAUGAAAGUAGGUUUAAGUAUACAUAGUUUGAUAUGACAGUAAAUAAAAUGAAUUGACUUAAAUUCCAAACAAAUACUUAUAUCUAAAUUUUAUAUUGAAAUCAAAUAAAUAUUUGAUCUUU
This is a messenger RNA of Cherax quadricarinatus, 3555 nucleotides long. NCBI's taxonomy places the organism in Eukaryota, Metazoa, Arthropoda, Malacostraca, Decapoda, Parastacidae. The record is from RefSeq and is a predicted model, not a curated record.